AUGCUAAAGAAAGAACUUCUAACAGCUGAGAAUGAUACGACGAAUGGACCAACUGGCACGAUUAUGGUUGCAGAUAUCCGUUCUACGGAUGGAAAGUAUCACCGCAUAGUGUUUGAUCGGUCCAGGAAAUUCCUCAAAUUCACAAUAACUGGAGGCGCUGGAGAAAACCAGCAAAGUAUGUUGAAAGACUUAAAUGAAUUAAUUUCUGUAAGAGGCACACCAGUUACUAUCAAACGAGGAUUGCCGAUCGAUUUAAAUAAGAAUGCGAAACAAGUCGAUACUCCAAAUCAUUUGUACUUUUAUUUUGCUGAAAAGAGGAGAAAACGCCGUUGGCGUAUUCGUACAAUUACAGCUUUAUUUACUACUACCGCUGAUAAAAAGCUUUGGUUGGAUGUUCUGGAUUCUUCUCUUAAUGAAUUGGAGCAAAGGCCAAAAACAUUGUUGAUAUUUGUGAAUCCAUUUGGUGGUAAAGGCAAAGCCAAGAAAAUUUAUUCGAAGCAAGUGGCUAAAAUUUUGGAAAUGGCUGAAAUUCAUUGCGAUGUAGUAAUGACACAGCGUGCAAAUCAUGCCUUUGAUUAUCUUAAACAGCUAGAUUUUUCACAGUGGCGACAGAUUGAUGGUGUUGUUUCGGUGGGUGGUGAUGGUCUCUUCAAUGAAUGUCUUUCUGCUAUCGUUUGCAGAACACAGGAAGAAGCUGGAAAAGAUAUAUCUGAUGUUAACAUUGAUACCCUAAAAACGCCACGAAUGCGUUUUGGUAUAAUUGGUGCUGGUUCUGCAAAUUCGAUUGUUUCUUCCGUUCAUGGCACUGAUGAUUGUCCAACUGCUGCUAUACAUAUCGCGCUUGGUAGCAAAUGUUCGGUAGACGUAUGUACGGUCCACAGAGGUGAUGAUCUCAUGCGGAUAUCUGCAAAUGCAGUCUCAUAUGGUUGGCUUGGUGAUGUACUAGCCGAUUCUGAGCGAUAUAGAUGGAUGGGACCUCUCAGAUAUCAAUAUUCUGCCUUACGAACAACAAUCCGUAACCCUGCUUAUUUUGGUCGUGUGUCGUUUAGUUUAAUCCCGGAAGCUGCUGGAAAGAAUGAUUUAAGUGUUUUGCCGAAAUGCACUAAUCCAUGCUCUAUUUGUGACAAAAGUGUUGAAGCUGAUAAGAACUACCCGUUCCAUUUACAAACUGAAUUUUCUCAUAUUAUAUGUUGCGUGGUGCCAUGUGUUAGUCCGUUUACACCGUAUGGAUUGGCUCCGUUUACUGGCAUUGGUGAUGGAAGCAUGGAUUUAGCUCUGAUUCCUCGAAUUUCGCGGUGUUCCAAUUUGUCAUUCAUUCGAAAAGUUGCAAUGAAUGGACCAAAAAGUGUUUUGUCGAUGGGUAAUAAGUUAAAUGUUUUCCGAGUUGCUCGCUGGGCAUUCACCCCUGCUUCUUUGCUUGAGCAUGUGAAUGUUAAUGACUUCCUGGAUACGACUGAUGCUCAGGGUUCAUGGAAUUUGGAUGGAGAAAUAUUACCACAACCGAAAGACGCUACAUUCCAAUUCAGGUUGCACCCUCGGCUGAUAAAAUAUUUCGGACGCGAGGUUGAUUUGCAUGCUUCUACAAAGCGAACUGGUUGCUGGUCGCGAGAUUACCGAAAGCUGUCGAAUAUUGUUAGAGUACAAUUGAAUCAGUAA
Messenger RNA from Brugia pahangi, 1656 nucleotides. NCBI's taxonomy places the organism in Eukaryota, Metazoa, Nematoda, Chromadorea, Rhabditida, Onchocercidae. The record is from the annotation of a GenBank genome assembly.